Messenger RNA from Cylicostephanus goldi, 425 nucleotides. The record is from the annotation of a GenBank genome assembly. NCBI's taxonomy places the organism in Eukaryota, Metazoa, Nematoda, Chromadorea, Rhabditida, Strongylidae.
AUGGAUGACUUUGACGGUACUCAAAAUGGGGGAAGUCGUACGCCACGUUGCCGCACUCCGAGCAGGUCUCAGCUGGAUGUGAGUUUGGCCAUAUCAAGCUUGCGCGUCGUUUUGUCUAUGUGGUUUCUCAUUCCAGACUUCAAAUGCGACAACGUCGAAGGAAAAUGUGAUCCGUUGAGCCUGAACAAUCGAGCGAAGACACCACCUCCAUUACCUCCACUACCUCCACCACCUCCUCCAGCUCAGUCACCCUCUAUUCCUAACCCAUCACCUGUGAAUGGAUUUGGCAAUACUUCACAGCAGACAAUGCCACCGUUUGCUCAGUCGUUUCCGUUCAUGGCACCUUUUGGUCAGAAUCGAGGAGCUCCACCGUUCAACCCGUUUGGUAAGUUUCUCAGCUCACAAUACUUAUUUAUCUAUUGACC